This is a messenger RNA of Saccharomycopsis crataegensis, 1368 nucleotides long. Its product is annotated as SUN domain-containing protein. NCBI's taxonomy places the organism in Eukaryota, Fungi, Ascomycota, Saccharomycetes, Ascoideales, Saccharomycopsidaceae. Gene Ontology annotation, cellular component: fungal-type cell wall; cell surface. Bases 1 to 1368 code for a protein of 455 amino acids. The record is from RefSeq and is a predicted model, not a curated record. The transcript has a single exon. Gene Ontology annotation, biological process: fungal-type cell wall organization.
AUGAGAUCACUUUCAAUUCACUCGCUCGCUUGUUUAUUAACUGUCCCCGCAGUCCUCGCAGUCCCAGUACUUCCAGUACUUGUUGGCCAGCGUACUGCAUCCAACGGUGCCAUUAUGCCUAUCGGUAGUACUCUUUCAACCGUUAUUCGUGGUACUGCUGCUUCAAGUCAAGUGAUUGUCACUGUCACUGAAACUUAUCGUUCUACUUCCAUCGAAGAAGUCCAAGCUACCGUGGAUACCACCGUGUAUGUUACUGAUCAACCUGCAACUUCAUCGUCUUCAACAACAACAACCAAAACUUUUGCUACUGCUAAUGAAAACAAGGUAGUUUCUGAAAAGUCAACAUCAGCAACCUCUGCUGCUCAUACCACCGCCGCGGCCACGGGAACUAACUCAUUGUUUUCCAUCUCUCCAAAACAAUCAUCGAAAAUCGCCUCUAGCGUCACUGCGUCUUUAUCUCCGGCCGAAGCCACUGCAUUAUCCGCUUCGGUUCUCAUGGACGGGUUCGAUAUUGAAUCGGUGAAUGGGGAUCUUAAAGACUUUGUCAAUCCAACUGAGAAAUUCGUCGAUGGUACCAUCAAAUGUUCCAGUUUCCCAGCAGGGCAAGGGGUGAUUAGUAUUCCUUGGAUUGGUUACGGUGGGUGGACUUCGAUCCAACAAUCCACGGAAGGUGGUUCUACUUCUGGGGUGUGUACCGAUGGAUUAUACUGCUCUUAUGCUUGUCAGGCAGGAAUGUCCAAGACUCAAUGGCCAGCAGCCCAACCAGGGGACUUGGAGAGUCGUGGAGGAUUGUUAUGCAAGAAUGGGUAUUUGUACAGAACCAACACCGCCAGCGAUUAUUUGUGCGAAUGGGGGGAAAACCUGAGUUACGCGGUAUCCAAACUCGAUAAAGUCGUUUCUUUGUGUAGAACCGAUUAUCCUGGCUCGGAAAACAUGAACAUUCCAACGAGGUUGAUGCCAAAUUCCAAAAAACCAAUGAGUGUGGUCAUUGAAGCAGGAUAUUACACUUGGAACGGUGGUAAAACUUCUGCCCAAUAUUACGUUAAUGAUGCUGGGGUGGAUGUUGUCGAAGGGUGUGUUUGGGGGAAUGCCAGUAGUACGAUUGGUAAUUGGGCUCCGGUGGUCUUAGGGGCAGGGUAUACCGAAAAUAAGACCUGGUUGAGUAUCAUUCCAAACCCAAAUAAUGAAAAAGCACCAAAUUAUGAUCUUGUGAUUGAAGCAGAAGAUGGCGCAACCAUUUCCGGAGAUUGUUGGUAUAAGAAUGGGGUGUAUAGUGGAGGUCCAGGUAGCAAGAGUGAUGGUUGUACUGCUGCUAUUACUGGUGGUACUGCUAACUUUGUGUUCUCUGCUGUUGGCACUGCAAGUUAG